AUGGACCCGGACAUGGCGUGCAUAGGCAGGAAACGGUUUCUGGAUGCCGGGGAGUCGGCAUUCCGCGAUACAAAGCGAAGACUGAUUGAAAAUUUCACGGAUCUCCACAUCGGUGCUGGAGGCCCGGGGUAUACAAGCAAAUCCAUGUUUGAGAGCGAGUAUCUGAACUCUGCGCCGCAACACAGCCCAGCAAGCGACCGGGUCGUGAUAUCCAACAUUGACCAGUUCCUGAGAGAGAACCCAGACCCUCUGGAAGGCGAGAAGGUGGACCUUUCGAAUGUGGACCUGAACAAACUAAUCAUACCAAACGUGGCGGAAGGCCGGCGCGUGAACGAGCUCAGUGAGCUAUACGAUCGAUAUGUGCGCAGUCAAGGUGCUCUCGUCAAAUACUAUAAUCCCGAAAUGCUCACAUACUCGCGAUAUAUAGACUCCAAGGACCUCAAGGGAAAGAUUGAGGAGCUUGACAGCGACGACGAAGAUACGCAGGUCGCACAGGACGAGGACGUGGAGAUGGAGAUCGACUAG
Messenger RNA from Ogataea polymorpha, 525 nucleotides. RefSeq lists its product as uncharacterized. Bases 1 to 525 code for a protein of 174 amino acids. The transcript has a single exon. Lineage: Eukaryota; Fungi; Ascomycota; Pichiomycetes; Pichiales; Pichiaceae. The record is from RefSeq and is a predicted model, not a curated record.